AUGAAAAAGGUGGCAGUCGCUCUCGACUGGACGCCGAACACGAAUCACACAGGAUUCUACGUUAGCCGCGCGAAGGGAUGGUUCGAGGAAGAGGGCGUCGACAUCGAGCUCGUGUCUCCCUCCGUCGACGGCUACAAGCGGACUCCGGCCCAGCGCGUCGCGGCGGGAGAGGCGCUGUUGGCGAUCGCGCCCAAGGAGACGGUGCUGAGCUACGUCACGGCGCCCGAGGCGAAGCGGGAGUCGCACCCGCCGCUGGUGGCCGUGGCGACGAUCCUGCAGGAGAACACGAGCGCGAUCGUCACGCGGAAGGAGUCGGGCAUCGACCGCCCCGCCAAGCUCGACGGCAAGGUCUACGCGUCCUACGCCGCGCGGUACGAGGGGCGCAUCGUGCAGCAGCUCAUCAGGAACGACGGCGGCAGGGGCGAGUACACGGAGCAGCCGCACCCGAUGCUGGACAUCUGGGACAGGCUGGGCGACGGCUCGUUUGACGCCGCAUGGGUCUUCAUGGGGCACGAGGGGGUCGACGCGGAGAUGCGCGGCGUGGACCUGAACGUGUUCAUGCUGCAGGACUACGGGAUCCCGUACGGCGGCGGUCCCGUGGUGCUCGCGUCCGCCGCGAGCCUCGCGGACGGCGCCCAGAGGGAGCUGAUCCGCGCGUGCAUGAGGGCGGCCGCGCGAGGGUUCGAGUACGCCGCGGCGCACCCGGACAGCGCCGCGGAGAUCCUCGUGGCCGAGGCGGCCAAGGACGGGACAGAGCUGUCGCUGGAGAUGACGAAGCGCUCCCAGGCGUAUUUGAACAAGUUCUUGUUAGGGCCUGACGGCAAGUUCGGCACCAUGCAGCACGACCUGUUCUACUCCUUCGCGAAGUUCCUCUCGGACACAGGCAUGCUCACGACGCACAUCCAGGGGCGCGACACGAGCAAGGACGGCGUCACAUCCCUCGACGGCCUGCGCAGCGGCGACGUGGGCGAACCGAUCCCGCUGGACAGCGUGCCGUUCAAGGACCUGUCUGUCAACUGGCACGAACUGUGA
Pedinophyceae sp. YPF-701 is the source of this 1032-nucleotide messenger RNA. The record is from the annotation of a GenBank genome assembly. NCBI's taxonomy places the organism in Eukaryota, Viridiplantae, Chlorophyta, Pedinophyceae.